Parnassius apollo (apollo) is the source of this 1398-nucleotide messenger RNA. Lineage: Eukaryota; Metazoa; Arthropoda; Insecta; Lepidoptera; Papilionidae. The record is from the annotation of a GenBank genome assembly.
AUGUCGUGGCCAGAUAAUACUAACGCCUUAGACAGGCAACUAGCUGAUUUACAAUUAAGUAAAGAUAUCAACUCUCAUGGAAAAGUAAAAAAGAUACCACCAGCUGUACCGCCAAAAAAGAAAGCGCAACCGCAAGUUCCACACAGCGCUAUGGUCAACAAACUUCGAGAGCCAUCUUACUCUACAAAAAUCUCACCAGCAAUAAGUAAUAACCUUCCUCCAAGCAAUAUUUUAUAUACUAAUGUAAGACCAAUACACAAGGAAUACAUAAAUGUAAAUCGUCAUUCUACUUCUCAACAGCCUCUCAACUCUACAUCACAAGUAAAAGCUGAAAAUGCAAUAUAUAGUAAUGUAAUGGGAUAUCAAAAUAACCCAAAUAAUUCAUUACCCCCUCCACCACCACCACUCCCUCCCCUCCACAUGACAGAUCCAAUUUUGUAUACUACACCCUCCUUUGAAAAUAAUACUGAAGAAUAUUUGCCUCCCCCAUCACCAGUUAGUUCCAACUACAGUGAAUUAGUGAGAGCUACUGCUAACCUUAAUUUUCACCAAGAGAAGCCGACAUAUCCUCCAAUAUAUCAAAAUGAAUAUCCUGAGUAUGGUGUUUCACAAGCAUCUACAUAUGAAUCACUUUAUGAACAAAUAAAUGUAAAUACACAAGAGAGUGUGCAAGGUAAAAAUAACAACUUGUCACAUACUAAAUCUAAGUCACCGUUGCCAAAAGAGGAAGAAGUUGAUGCACUUACCAAUCUUCUUGUUCAAUCCAUUUCUGAUAGUCAGGAUUUAGACAUUUUUGGUAUGUGCAUAAAAUGUAAUGAGAAAGUGGUUGGUGAAAGCUCUGGAUGUACUGCAAUGGGCAACAUGUACCAUGUCAAAUGUUUUUGUUGCUACCAGUGCAAUACAAAUUUACAAGGUAAGCCAUUUUAUGCUGUAGAAGGACAACCCUAUUGUGAAGUAGAUUAUUAUGAGACUCUGGAGAAAUGUUCAGUUUGCAAUAAGCCAAUUCUCGAUAGGAUUCUCAGAGCUACUGGAAAACCAUAUCAUCCAACAUGUUUCACCUGUGUUGUAUGUGGAAAGAGCCUUGACGGCAUACCAUUUACCGUUGAUGCAACAAAUCAGAUUCAUUGUAUUGAAGAUUUUCAACUUAAGUUUGCUCCGCGUUGCUGUGUUUGUGAAUUGCCAAUAAUGCCAGAGGAAGGUGAAGAAGAAACAGUACGUGUUGUUGCAUUAGAUCGGAGUUUCCAUGUCCGUUGUUACCGUUGUGAAGAUUGUGGUCUCAUGUUGUCUUCUGAAGCUAAAGGACAUGGAUGUUACCCUCUUGAUGGUCACAUUCUAUGCAAAACCUGUAAUGCACACCGCAUUCGUCAUCUUACUAAAGUUAUGACAACAGACCUCUAA